UUUCCAUCCCUAGCUUUUGGCCAUAUGGUUCCAUACUUAAAAGACCAUUUAGAAUUAUCAAAACUCAUUGCUCAAAGAGGUCACAAAAUCUCCUUCAUUUCAACCCCAAGAAACAUUAAUCGUCUCCCAAAACUUCCUCCAAAUCUCGUCCCGUUCACAAAUUUCAUCAAAUUUCCUAUGCCCCAAAUCGAAAAUCUACUAAAAAAUACAGAAGCCACAACUGAUGUUCCUUAUGAACAAGUCAAGUACCUCAAAAUUGCUCAAGGCGGACUUAAACAAUCCAUGUCUGAAUUUCUCAAAGAUUCAACUCCUGAUUUUAUACCCUUCGAUUUUACUUCUUACUGGAUUCCUUCAAUUGCUAAAAAAUUUAAUAUUUCGACGGCUUAUUUCAGCAUAUUUAUCGCCGCGUUUCUGGGUUUUACCGGACCCCUACCUGGACUGAAAAACGACUAUGAAAUUCGGAAGACAGCUGAAGAGUACAUUGUUCCUCCAAAGUGGGUCCCAUUUGAGGCAACUGUUGCUUGGAAAUUGUUUGAGGUUUUACCUAUGUUUGACGCACCCAUGAGCGGAGAUGAAGAGAAUAUGUCUGAUAUUUUGCUUGUACGGAGUUGUUCAGAAUUUGAGCCAGAAUGGUUGAAAGUUUUGGAGGAUAUUCACCAGAAACCGGUUUUUCCGAUAGGGCAACUUCCAACGACGUCGUAUGAAGAUGAUAGUACGACGAUUGAUGCAUGGAGAUGGGUCAUUCACUCCACUAUUCUUAUACUGCCUACCAAACUACCUUCGGUGAGAUUGGUACUUGUUGAGGAAGAGGGUAAGAUUUAUCGUGAGAAGGUUAAAGAGGUAAAACAACUUUUUUGUGACAAGGAAAGACAAGAUAGCUAUGUGGAGAAUUUGUUAUGUUAUCUUCAAAAUCAUAGAAAGACUAAAAUAUGA
Messenger RNA from Nicotiana tabacum (common tobacco), 933 nucleotides. Its product is annotated as UDP-glycosyltransferase 91A1-like. The record is from RefSeq and is a predicted model, not a curated record. Lineage: Eukaryota; Viridiplantae; Streptophyta; Magnoliopsida; Solanales; Solanaceae.